GAGGGCCUCUUCUCCCUCCUUUUGUUCGUGUCUCUGCGCCUCGCAGCGGCCCGAGAGCUCCCGCUGUGCUGCGAGGACAGCGACUGGUUAUUUCUCCCCCCUCCCCAGGGUGCGGAGGAUUUCCCCGACUGCUGCAUCCUGAUCCUCAGGCUUCUGCCUGCAGCCUUCCACCCGUCGGGAACGCCUCUAGUUUCUCUGGUUGUUGGAAGCGUGCUUAGAAAACACUCCUAACGAAAAUUUGGUCACCACCGUCGGCCUGACCAAAGCAACGCGUUUUUCCACUCCUAAAAAUGAAAGGGGGCAUCGAUGUGCUGCUGGACUAAAUUACUCUUGCCAGCCCCUGGCCAUGAGGCUUCUGAUUUCCUUCUGCUUUGUAGUGCUACAUGCCAGUUCCAAUCCACUCGUCUGUCAGAAAAAGCAGUGCCGGCAGCCACUCUUGAGCUCUGCUGCUGUAGCAUCCUUUCUGAUAUUAUGUAUUGCAGUUUAACAGUAUUAGUAUGUGCCAAUAUGGCAGGCAUGAAAUUCCUGUUACAGGUCUUAUUUUCUAUUCAAAAAGCAAGCAGAGCUCUUCAGAAAGUCUUGAAGUUGGAGGCAUAUCGGACAUCUUAUAGUUAGGUACUUUUUUUUGUUUCAGGUUAGAGUUCAGAAAAGACAAGUCAACUGUUCAUUUUAUUUCAAAAUUGGAGCUUGUCGUCAUGGAGACAGAUGUUCUCGGUUGCACAACAAACCAACAUUUAGCCAGGAAGCGAUGCUGUUGUAAGCUUGCCUGUAGUAGAGACCAACCAGUGCUAACUUUCAGACAACUUGAUUUUAAGAAGAACGAUACAAAUACCAUCUUGAUUCAAAACAUCUAUCGUAACCCCCAAAACAGUGCACAGACGGCUGACGGCUCACACUGUGCUGUGAGUGAUGUUGAGAUGCAGGAACAUUACGAUGAAUUCUUUGAGGAGGUCUUCACAGAAAUGGAAGAAAAAUAUGGUGAAGUUGAAGAGAUGAAUGUUUGUGAUAACCUUGGAGAUCAUCUAGUAGGAAACGUAUAUGUAAAGUUUCGCCGUGAAGAAGAUGCAGAAAAGGCUGUGAUUGACCUGAACAAUCGUUGGUUUAAUGGACAGCCCAUUCAUGCUGAGCUUUCCCCUGUGACUGACUUCAGAGAGGCCUGUUGCCGUCAAUAUGAAAUGGGCGAGUGUACACGAGGAGGCUUCUGCAACUUUAUGCAUUUGAAGCCCAUUUCCCGAGAAUUAAGGCGCGAGUUGUAUGGGCGGCGGCGUAAAAAGCAUAGAUCCAGGUCGAGGUCCCGUGAACGUCGGUCUAGAUCCAGAGAUCGUGGUCGUGGAGGUGGUGGUGGUGGAGGAGGAGGACGCGAACGUGAUAGGAGGCGGUCAAGAGAUCGUGAAAGAUCUGGUCGAUUCUGAGCCAUGCCAUUUUUACUGUAUGUCUGCUAGAAAGUGUUGUAGUUUGACCAAACAAGUUCAUAAUGAGAUUUUUUUUAAAAGAUGGGCUUCUGAAUAAAAAAUUUGUAGUGAUACAGUAUUCUUUGUGUAACUUGUUUCUUGUGGGGGGAGUCUUUUUAACUGUCAUUCCUCUAUCUUGACAAAUUACCUGGAUUAACUAUGCCUGAGGGAAAGGUGGUAAAUGUAUUGGAGGAGCGCCAGUUUUGGGUUUGAUUUUGGUUUUUGGUUUUUUUUUUCUUCUUUAUUUGGGUAUAAUUUGAACUGUUGAUGAAAAUGUGUGUGUAUAUAAUAUAAAAUAUUAUAUACAUAGUAAAAAUAAUAUACUGCUUAAGAAACAGUUACUCACAUAAGUUUCCCUUUUCUGCUAUGCUGUCUGCUUAUUUAGGUUAGUUUAGGCACAUUUAAAAGGAAGGCUGUGCAAAAUGCGUUUAUUUACAAAGUAGAAGCGCUUAGUUAAAAAAAUGUAUGUUUGUUUGUUACCAGAAGUCUGUGCUCUGUCUAUCACUGUGACUGUGGCAUUUACAAUAAAUCCAAUUUCUUGGUGUAA
Messenger RNA from Pezoporus occidentalis (night parrot), 1998 nucleotides. It is a transcript of the gene U2AF1, whose product is annotated as U2 small nuclear RNA auxiliary factor 1. Lineage: Eukaryota; Metazoa; Chordata; Aves; Psittaciformes; Psittacidae. The transcript is spliced from 10 exons. Gene Ontology annotation, biological process: mRNA splicing, via spliceosome. Gene Ontology annotation, cellular component: U2AF complex; spliceosomal complex. The coding region runs from base 696 to 1412 and encodes 238 amino acids. The record is from RefSeq and is a predicted model, not a curated record. Gene Ontology annotation, molecular function: pre-mRNA 3'-splice site binding; metal ion binding.